UAAUACAGCCAGCUUACAUGUUGAGAGAUGUUCAUCAUUCAUAUUUUCCUCACAGGGGGGCUCGUCCUCUCCAAAUGCCGUCGGUACCACUUUGUUAAUAAGCCUUUUACUUGGUAUGAGGCUCAGAGCUACUGCAGAAAGAACUACGUAGGCCUGGCCUGCAUUGAAAACAGUGAAGAAAUGAACCAAGUUAUCAAUACAGUUUCAUCUGCUGGUUACAACUCUGAGGUCUGGAUUGGUGUUUACAUUCAUUUACAGCGGCAUGCUGCAUCUCAGAAUGAUGAUGAGUCCUGGAACUGGAAAAAACAAAUUCAAAGUGAACCUUUCUUAGUUUCCUAUUUUUGUCAAAGCAUUUCAGUGAGUGGACAGUGGUAUUCCAACUGCUCAGUGGAACAUCCAUUCAUCUGUUACAAUGGAACUUCGCAGAGUCCUCAAUAUGUUCUUGUUAAUGAAAGCAUGGACUGGUUCCGAGCUCUGAGGUACUGCAGGGAGAACUUCACAGACAUAGCCAGUUAUUCGAUAUCUGACAGUCAGUUGCAGAUACUGCUGCCAAAUGGGGAUCGAGCGUGGAUAGGCGUCAUUUCAUAUCCCGAAAUUCGCCAGAGAGAUUGUGGCAACUCUUCAUUCAGAUACUGGGAUGACUUCGGAAACAUUCCGAGCAUUUUUCGCUCAUUGUUUGGUGUUGCAGAUUUGCAGAGAUCAGGAAAAUGGAGGUUAAUCGAGUAUUUCACAAAAAUACCAUUUGUCUGCUUUGACAACCUGCCAGCUCCUGGAAAGGAAAAUGUUCAGAAAAAAGUAAUAAAAAUGAACCUGAAUCUGGAGGGCCUGUCUGUGGAUCUGAAUGACAGAGCUGUCAAAGCAAACCUAACAAAGGCAAGUCUCUGCAAGUUCUAUAAAUGACAAAAAUAUUAUUAGGACUUCGCUGUAGUAAUGCAAUAUGAUUUUGUGCCUUAUCUAAAUGCUGAGAUAUAAAAUAAUGUCAGAAGUCAAGCUGAUAAUUUUGAUAAAUCCUUCAGUCUUCAUGACCUUUGCUGUCAGAAGCAGCCUUUGUGAGGUAAAAGCCUUUUUUGUGUGUUUUUCGUCACCUGGAGGCUUUAAAUUGUUUACUGUUUGUGUUUCAGCUGCAGGACAAACUGGAGGAAAAAGGAGUGAAUGGAGUCAAUCUGAAGUGGAGAAAGCUGCCUGAUGGAGCAGUCUUCCAUAAAGAGGAGAAAAAUACUAAGAAGGAAGAAAAGAAGAAAACUGAGCUGUGAAUUUUAAAACCAACUUUACUGCCGCUUACAGCUUAACAAAUUUAUCAGAGCACCAUCUAGUGUAAGGUUGCUGAUUCUCAUUCCCACCACUUCACAACUGGCUGUGAACCACUCAAGUGCGAGCUGGAGGCCAUCACGUGAUGAAGCCAAAAGAACCACAUCUGCAAAAAGCAGAAAUGACAUUCUGAGACCGCCCAAGUGGAAGCCUUCCGCCACUUGGCUACGUGUAGAAAUUCUAUCUGUAAAAAAAAUCAUGAACACAGUCUGUCACAAAGGACAGCCCUGACUGAGUCCAACACCAACCAGAAAUGCGUCCAACUUAUUGCCGGGUAUAUGGACCAAGCUCUUGCAACAGUUUUAUAAGGACCAAAUGGCUUAGCAACGGGCCACACACCCCAUACUCCUCAAGCUCCUCCCACAGAAUAUUCCAAGGGACAUCAUCAAAUGCUUUUUCCAAAUGCACAUAACACAUGUAGACUGGUUGGAGAAAAAAAUAAAAAUAAAAAUACAUAAUAUGAAUAUGACUGCUGCAAAUUUCCCACCAUGCAUCACUUAUCCCAUUUGGCCUGAAGCAAACAUUGCAUUUAGGAUAAUCAUAAAGCGUGUAACAUGAAAAUCACCAUCAUAAAGAUCUCAGGAAGAAGCAGUUUUUAUUGUUAGAUGUUCAGAGUUGUUGGAUGAUCAAUCACUGGAUGGUCCCAGUAUAUUUUAUGCUAAAGGAGGCAAUAAAGCAAGCAUAUAAGCUCCCUUCCUUAGUAUUUGGAGAAUUUAGAAAACACUUUAGUGUGAUGUUUUGUUUGUAUGAAGCUGCUGUACCUAGUGAGGUUUGGCUCUGCUUAAACCUUUUAUAUAUGUAAAUGAUGCUGUUAACAGUCCCUGCCUUGAUAACGAAAAACAAAUUUUAUCAGAGCUUCACUGGGAUACAGUUUCCACAGCCUGACACAUAGGAGUGAAGUUUAGGUUCUAAACAAAAUCUACUUUCAGUCCCUCACGUGGCUUUGCCACCACAUACAGUAUCUCACAGAAGUGAGUACACUGCUCACAUUUUUGUACAUUUAUUAUAUCUUUUCAUGAGACAACAUUGAAGAUUUGGCACUUUGAUACAAUGUAAAGUAGUCAGUGUACAGCUUGUAUAACAGUGUAAAUUUUCUGUAACCUCAAAAUAACAAUUCUUUUUUUCAGAUCGUCACAGAAUUCUUUGCCAUGAUGUGUCAUGUUAAACUUCCAGUGACCAGUGUGAGAGAGUUUGAGAGCAAUGACACCAAAAUCAACACACCUGUUUCCCAUUUGUGUUACAAGGUUAUUAUGAGACCUUGUAACACUAAAAGUCACAUGACACCAGGGAGGGAGAGUGGCUAAUUAAGCACAGUUUGGACAUUUUGAUUUAGGGGUGCACUCACUCUAGUUGCC
Molecule: messenger RNA, 2663 nt
Organism: Oreochromis niloticus (Nile tilapia)
Lineage: Eukaryota; Metazoa; Chordata; Actinopteri; Cichliformes; Cichlidae
Product: L-selectin
Exons: 3
Coding region: 28-900 (290 amino acids)
Source: RefSeq, a predicted model, not a curated record